GAAAUCAGUUGUGAAGUCUAGAAGACAGUUCUAAACUUCUUGAGGUUGUCAUGUGCGACUUGUGCGUGUCAGUACUACUCUUACUUGGAGUGGUGUCUGGGCUUUGUAGUACUGAUCAGUCAUGUCCAGAAGUGAAAGUUUUAGGAAUUGGAGACUCUGAGAAACUGUCAAUUCUUCGAGGCUGUCCUGGUCAUCCUGGUCUUCCCGGUCAAAAAGGAGAUGUUGGGCAACCAGGAGAAAAAGGACAACUGGGGUCUGUGGGGGGCACAGGAAAGACUGGACCUCCAGGUGAAAAAGGAGAAAAAGGAGAAGGAGGCACGACUGAGCCAGUCUAUGCUGCCAGGAACUGCAAAGAAAUGCGACAUCAGGGGGCAGUCCUUAGUGACUGGUACACCAUAUACCCAGAUGGCAGCCGGCCCCUGAAGGUCCUGUGUGAUAUGGAUACGGAUGAAGGAGGAUGGAUCGUAAUACAGAGACGUUGGGAUGGGUCAGUAGACUUCUUCCGCACUUGGGAUGCUUAUAAGAAAGGCUUUGGCAGUCGGCUAAAUGAAUUUUGGCUGGGGAAUGACAAUAUUCAUCAAAUAACUUCAACAGAAACAUGGGAACUACGUGUUGAUCUACAAGAUUUUGAAGGUAAAAUGGUGUUUGCCAAGUAUGCACGCUUCAAAGUAUUGGAUGAAUCUGAGAAAUACAAAGUAUUAAUUGGAGCCUAUCAGGAUGGAACUGCAGGAGAUUCUAUGGGAGGUUUAAACAACAUGAAGUUUAGUACUAAAGAUGAAGACAACGACGUUUCUGAGAGCCAUUGUUCCCUACUGUAUAAAGGCGGCUGGUGGUAUGGCAAUUGUCACCGGGCAAACCUUAAUGGACUCUACCACCUAGGAGAGCACACAUCAAUUGCAGAUGGCAUCAACUGGUAUACUGCCAGAGGGCAUAAAUACUCGUACAAGCAUGUAGAAAUGAAGAUUAGGCCUGUUUAGAGAAAGAUUGAGCAAUAAUUGUCUUAAAUUAAUGCCAAAACACACGGUGUGGGUGCCCCGAACAGCCUGGUGACUGAAGAGUUCGGUUUGGCUGGAGUAGGUUCAGUGUAUUGUCUACCUGAUCAUAGUUGUAGCUAGGCUUUUCCAGCACACAGCGCAAAUCUCCCACCAGCUUCCCUUCCUCAUAGCUAGUCCUUGUAAAUAGCUCCCUGUAGCUUUGGUUCUAGGUAGGACUGGGAAAGUGUAAGCAUGCUCGGGCCAUGACGAAAAGCAUUGCCUUUGCAGACACCACAUGCCACCAUUUCUACUUACAUCAAUAAAUGUAUAUAAUUUCAUUGAAGGUUUCAUUUAACAAUGUACAUGUAUUUCAUUGAAUUUUUCAUUUCAUUCCGCUGUUUGAAAAAAAGUUUCUCUGCCUUAUUUAUGAAAAAUAACUCUCUGUUGCCAAAACAACCAUAACGGUGCGACUUUUAAUUUUCAAGAGCACUAUGAGAAAUUAAAGCAGCUCUGUGAUUGGUUGCUUUCGGCAAGAAAUUAUAUAUAUAUAUGGCUUUCGUGUGAAAUUUAUGGAAAACGUAAAAAGUUCAGGCUACAGUGAUAUUAUAUCAGGAAAGUAGGGGAUUUAAGUAGAAGCAAGCAAUGGUGAUUACCUCAUCUCAAACAAUUUAUUGAAACAAAAGCCACCACCAGUGCUGGGUAUACCCCCACAAAAAAUGUCACUGCCUCAAUAAUGUGUCAUGUGGCUUUCAGCAUCAAUUACAGCUUGACAACAAUGUCUCCUGCUGUUCACAAGUCUACUUAUUGUCUGCUGAGGCAUGGCAUCCUAUUCUUCUUGAAGGGCGGCCCUCAGGUCAUUGAGGUUCUGGGGUACAGA
This is a messenger RNA of Bufo gargarizans (Asiatic toad), 1851 nucleotides long. Its product is annotated as ficolin-1-like. The record is from RefSeq and is a predicted model, not a curated record. NCBI's taxonomy places the organism in Eukaryota, Metazoa, Chordata, Amphibia, Anura, Bufonidae. The coding region runs from base 51 to 977 and encodes 308 amino acids. The transcript is spliced from 8 exons.